UAUCCAUAGGAACGGGUUUACACUGUAGAGUGUUGCCGGCCGGCGUCAAGGAGAAUAGAGUGCCAUCCUCUUCCUCUCACCGUAGCCGCCGCGGAGCGGAGCCGAGCAGAUCAGAUCCAGGAGCGCGGUUACCGGGCGGGCUGGGUCUAUGGUCGCUCCGCGGGCCGCUCCGCCGGCUGGUGCUUUUUUAUCAGGGCAAGCUGUGUUCCAUGGCAGGGAACUUUUGGCAGAGCUCCCAUUAUUUACAAUGGAUUUUGGAUAAACAAGAUCUGUUGAAGGAACGCCAGAAGGACUUAAAGUUUCUCUCAGAAGAAGAGUAUUGGAAAUUACAGAUAUUUUUUACAAAUGUUAUUCAGGCAUUAGGUGAACAUCUUAAAUUAAGACAACAAGUUAUUGCCACUGCUACGGUCUAUUUCAAGAGAUUCUAUGCCAGGUAUUCUCUGAAAAGUAUAGAUCCUGUAUUAAUGGCUCCAACAUGUGUGUUUUUGGCAUCCAAAGUAGAGGAAUUUGGAGUAGUCUCAAAUACAAGAUUGAUUUCUGCUGCUACUUCUGUAUUAAAAACUAGAUUUUCAUAUGCCUUUCCAAAGGAAUUUCCUUAUAGGAUGAACCAUAUAUUAGAAUGUGAAUUCUAUCUUUUAGAACUAAUGGAUUGUUGCUUGAUAGUGUAUCAUCCUUAUAGACCUUUGCUCCAGUAUGUGCAGGACAUGGGCCAAGAAGACAUGUUGCUUCCCCUUGCAUGGAGGAUAGUGAAUGAUACCUACAGAACGGAUCUUUGCCUACUGUAUCCUCCUUUCAUGAUAGCUUUAGCUUGUCUACAUGUAGCCUGUGUUGUACAGCAGAAAGAUGCCAGACAGUGGUUUGCUGAGCUUUCUGUGGAUAUGGAGAAGAUUUUGGAAAUAAUCAGGGUUAUUUUAAAACUAUAUGAGCAGUGGAAGAAUUUUGAUGAGAGAAAAGAGAUGGCGACUAUUCUUAGUAAGAUGCCGAAACCAAAACCUCCUCCAAACAGUGAAGGAGAGCAGGGUCCAAAUGGAAGUCAGAACUCUAGCUACAGCCAAUCUUAAAACAUUCCGAAGAAUUCCGUAGUGGACCAGUUGGAAAUAAACCAUUGGACAGAUUUCAGUUAUGUCUUCAGUGGAACACAAAGGAAAAUGAAUAGCUUGUUUCUGUCAAGCAUAUUGGGAAGUGAUUUUAUUUUUGCAAAUAAGUUUUCCCUUACCUAAUUUGAUUCUAGCACAUAAUUGAUUAAAAUCUCUUGAUUAUAAAAGCAUGAAAGGUUCUAAGGGGACCUACAGACAGACUUACAUAGACAUUUCAAAAUUAAUAGCUUUUGAUUAGUAUAAUUUUUCUUAAUUUGGAUAAUAGAAAUUGUAGCUUUUUAGUAAGCCAUGAAACAUGAAGCAUAAUCUGUUUAAAAUUCUCUUUGGUCAUUGAAGGACCAAAAAAGGACAUUAAAAAGUGAAAUAUUUGAGGGGUUUUUUCCCUCCUUAAGUUAACUUUAAAACUGUAUUUAAGGAAUCAAAUCUUACAAAAUCCUGGAAGAUUUUGGUAAUGAUGUUGAUAAUUUCAGGGAAAUUAAUCAAGUACCUAUUGAUUUAAAAGUGUAUUUUAUUCAAUAGUUUUAGUAUCUUGCCAUGGAAGAUACUAGCCCAGCCUAGCAGAAAAGUGCAAUAUGUAUAGCAUACUUUGACAUUUUAAAAGUUAUAUUAAUUCCGUAACCAUUUUGAAAAGCUGGGCAAACUUUUAAAAAAAGAAUCCUACAUGAUGUUAUUUGUAUUUGAUUCACAGUUAAUCAGGCAUUUUGAAAGCUAAUUGGAUAAAACAUGAUAAUAUGGUUGAAAUUUGGUAACAUUUUAAUGUUAAUUUUUACUCUACUGUGAAAAGUUUUUAUAUGACAUACACACCCUAGUUUAUUUUUGUGUCUUAGUGUGGAUUUACGAAUUUACUACAGGUAUCCUGAGCCAGGAACACAAUCAGGUUUCAGGCCAGUUUGAUACUGGCUAUUCUUAAUUCUCAUGAGUGUAGGACUUUGGACUAAAUGUCAUGUCAGUGGGCCUGUGCUGUCUGUGGAAUUUAAUCAUUUUCUUCAGAUUUAAGGAGAGUGAUAAAAUUUGGAGUCAAAGGAUAUUGAUGUACAAUUUAAGGAUUAAAUUUUUUUUAUAAAUCAGUUGUGAACAAUGGAUUAUUAAAUUAAAUGUUGACUUCCUAGUAUAAAACUGCAAGAAUAAAAAGUAAAGUUCUCCAGCUA
Messenger RNA from Neogale vison (American mink), 2245 nucleotides. It is a transcript of the gene CCNC, whose product is annotated as cyclin C. Gene Ontology annotation, molecular function: cyclin-dependent protein serine/threonine kinase regulator activity. Gene Ontology annotation, cellular component: mediator complex; nucleus. Lineage: Eukaryota; Metazoa; Chordata; Mammalia; Carnivora; Mustelidae. Gene Ontology annotation, biological process: positive regulation of transcription by RNA polymerase II. The transcript is spliced from 12 exons. The record is from RefSeq and is a predicted model, not a curated record. The coding region runs from base 210 to 1061 and encodes 283 amino acids.